CAGUGAUUAAUUCUUAAAAAUAUUUUAUUAGUUUAACAAUUUUGCAGUAGUAAAGUAGAUUUUAGUGAAGGUUUUUCUACGUUUAACAGAAUUUUUUGUAACUUCGACAUAAAAGUAAGAAGAAACAAAAUUUGUAUAAAGACAUGAAUCGCUAUAUUACUCUUCAUCAGUUAGGAGAUGGCACGUAUGGAUCGGUGGUUUUGGGACAGAGAAAGGAUACGGGAGAGAAAGUGGCGAUCAAAAGGAUGAAAAGAAAAUAUUACUCAUGGGAUGAAGCGAUGAAUUUGAGAGAAGUCAAGUCUCUGAAAAAACUACAUCAUUCCAAUGUUGUUAAACUUAAAGAAGUGAUAAGAGAAAAUGACGUUUUGUAUUUUGUUUUUGAAUACAUGCAAGAAAAUUUGUACCAGUUGAUCAAAGAUCGUCGAGUGCCUUUACCAGAAGCAACAGUAAGGAAUAUGCUUUAUCAAAUAUUGCAAGGACUAGCCUUCAUUCAUCGACACGGCUUUUUUCACCGAGACUUGAAACCCGAGAACAUCCUUUGCUCAGGCCCCGACUUGAUCAAAAUCGCCGAUUUUGGUUUGGUUAGAGAGAUCCGAUCCCGUCCUCCGUACACCGAUUAUGUUUCGACUAGAUGGUACCGAGCCCCUGAGGUACUUCUUCAUUCUACCACCUACAGCAGCCCCAUUGACCUUUGGGCAGUCGGAUGUAUAGCAGCCGAAAUUUAUACCUUCCGACCGCUAUUUCCCGGGACCACAGAAACAGACCAAUUGUACAAAAUAUGUGCCAUUCUUGGGACUCCUGACAGGAAACAAUGGCCGGAGUGUUACCAAUUAGCCGGAGCUGUCGGAUUCAAAUUCCCGUAUUUUACCAAAACGCCACUUGGGGAUGUUGUGCCUCAAGCAAAUGCGGCUGCGAUUGAUCUAAUGGAUGGCUUUUUGAGCUGGAACCCUGCUUUUAGGCCAACUGCUCAAUCUGCUUUGAAGCACCAAUACUUUCAGGUGGGUCAACAGUACAAUGUUAUACACUCUGGAGUUCGUCAAAACCAAGCCAAUCCAAUGCAAACGCAGCCUCUUGUGAUAAAAAAUGAGCAAAUUUAUCCGUCCAAACAAGUACAAAUUCAACCAAGUGCACGAAGUACGCGAAACCAAUACAAUCAACAAAUGAUGGCACCCCCGCUUCAACCAUCGGUGCAAAUCAACAUUCAAUCGUUGAUAAAACCGAUGCAACAGCCGGAGAAACCACAAAACCCUCCUAUAGUUUAUAGUUUUGGACAGUCUGACUUUGCAAAUAAAUUUUUUCCUGCGAAUAAUAAUCAGUCGAAUAAUAAAAUGAAUAAUAAGAAAAUUUCAUGGGGGUUGGAUGAUACAAUAGACUAUAAAGAAGACGAUUUUGCAGAUAUUUUAGGGAGUAAAAUUAAAACUCACACUACGGAUAAAUCAAAAGAAAACAAAAUUAAUUUGAGCCAAUAUAAUCUCCAAGAUAUUCUUGAACCUUUAGCCAAAGCGAGUGCUGGGACUGCCAGAAGUCAGUAUCUCAGUGUUUCAAGGUAUGUAGCUGGACAACCUUCUGGUGUACGAAGAGACUCAAAUAUUAGCCUUAUGUCUUCAUUCUCAACAACUAGGAAGGAUAGUGGAUUGUAUAGCAACAAACCUAGUAAAGUAGAGCUACCAUCAAUUUGGAAUGACCCUUUGACCAGUUUAACUUCCUCUAAAUCGAGACCUAUUGAAAAUGUUAAUAACAUAACUGCUGACUGGUUGACUAAAUAGCUCAAACAUUCGAACAACUAAAACAACUGAAAUAUUAUAAAUGAUUGAGAAAAAUCAAAAGUCGUAAAAAUUGUACGUAGCAUUACUGAACCAACUUAUUUAAUAUAUUCAGCAAAAUGUAUUACAUAUUUUUUGGAAUGUUUCAUUUAAAAUGUUGAA
Tribolium madens (black flour beetle) is the source of this 1925-nucleotide messenger RNA. RefSeq names its product serine/threonine-protein kinase MAK. The record is from RefSeq and is a predicted model, not a curated record. Gene Ontology annotation, biological process: cilium assembly; protein phosphorylation; intracellular signal transduction. Gene Ontology annotation, cellular component: cilium; cytoplasm; nucleus. The coding region runs from base 144 to 1766 and encodes 540 amino acids. Gene Ontology annotation, molecular function: ATP binding; protein serine/threonine kinase activity. The transcript is spliced from 8 exons. Lineage: Eukaryota; Metazoa; Arthropoda; Insecta; Coleoptera; Tenebrionidae.